GAUGCGGUGGCCGCCUACAUCCGGGAGGAGCUGCUGGUGCACAAGGGGGUCUGGAUCCCCACCUUUGGCACCUUUGACACCAUCUCCAAAGACGUCUGGACUGAGAACGGCACCGUGACCCUGCAGUGGCCCGUCUUCAACCUGGCUACAAACCUGAUGGUCACCCACCACCUCAAGGCCCGCAGGGACUCCCUGGCAGUGCACAGGAAGUUGGACCCUCUGAGAUACAGCAAGGCGGCCGCAGGCACCUCUCUGAGCUGGCAGACCCUCAGGACCGGCAUCCAGAGCACCGUGUCCCUGCUCUCCGGCUGCCUGCAGAACGGGGAGAACGUCGCCAUCGUCCUGAAAGACAUCGGCGUGCUCCUGGUUGACGGCUUGACCUUCCACAUGAAAUACUACUUCGACUUCCUCGAGAAGCUGUCCGGAAAAGAGGCAUUCAGAAGAGCUGCUUUCAAGGCCCCCUGGCUGCUGGACAUGGUGGUGUCCCGCGUGGCACCGCUGGCUUCCCUGGUGCUCUCCGGCUGCCUCGUCGUCUUUCCCACGUUCCAAAUGGAGUUUGCGCCCAAACCACCGCCCGGAAUGCGCCGCAAGUCCUCGGGAAGCCUCUUUGGUUGGGAGACUGCAAAGAGAGAAGCCGCUUUGUCACCUGUGGACCAGGGCAAGACAGUGAGGUUUGCUGGCCGUCCGACGAUAAGCAAACGCUUGAGCACUUCAAGCGUUGACGGAGGACACUUCAGAAGGAUAAGGAACUUGCUGCUCAGGAGGAGCUCUACACCCAGACUGCUGCCAGCCAUGCGGAAGGUGCCUGAGGCCCAAAAGCAGCCGCUGCCCUGCCAGCUGCAGGGGGACGCGGGAGCUCCAAGCCAACGAGAGCUGGGCCCAGCACCGCGGGCGAAACACGUGAGCUUCUCUGAUGCACAACUGGGGGCAGAAAAAGUCCAUGGGCACGGCGUGCUGCCCAAAUUGCAGGCAGCCGAGGCCUCACCCCGUCGGGUCACCUUUGGGCAGACGCCAACGUUCCUAAGAUCUUGGUCCAGAGCUGAGUGCAGCCUGUCCUCGCAGCCUCCAGGCAGACGUUCCAGGUUCCCGCUGCUGCCACGCGACUCCAUCCAAGUCAUGAGGAUGAGGGCUCAGCACAGGGCUGCGCAGCAAGAACCUCAGCACAUGGCGGCAGCAAGAGCUCGUGGCGAGGCCAGCCUGCCUGAGCAGUCUGCAAACAGCACAUCCGCAUCGCUGCCACCCAGGAGAGAAGAAACGCAGUCUCCCAAGCCGUCAGCCUCCGAAGACCAAAGCCCGCCCUGCAGGAACAACACGGGGCAGAAAAAGGCCAUGGGGACGGCGUGCUGCCCAACGUGCAGACAGCCGAGGCCUCACCGCAUCGGGCCGCCUUGGGGCAGACACCAGCUGCCAGAAGAUCUUCCUGCAGAGCUGAGUGCCGAGCGUCAGCCUCCGAACACCUGCAGGAAGGGCUCAGCCCAGCCGUGCUGA
Lagopus leucura (white-tailed ptarmigan) is the source of this 1488-nucleotide messenger RNA. RefSeq lists its product as uncharacterized. Lineage: Eukaryota; Metazoa; Chordata; Aves; Galliformes; Phasianidae. The record is from RefSeq and is a predicted model, not a curated record. Gene Ontology annotation, cellular component: centrosome.